GGAUAUCCUAAACUAGCACGGUUUAUUGGCGAGAGACCUGGUUUUGCAAUCUUUCGACGUUUUUCCGAACUCAAUGCGAGGAACUUGCUGUAUUUGCAAGCUGAGCUGCUUGAUGUGGAAGAGGAGCUUUAUGAGACCGAGAUUGAUGAUCAGAGGGAUCAAGAUUUGAGGCAAUUGCAGUUCUCGAUGCGAGGGAUUCAUAAUGGCAGAGCAGCGCCAGAAGGUUCCAAGGCUCGUUCUCGUUGGAAAUUAUAUGAGGAACAAAGACGGUUGCUGAAAGAAUAUAACGAGGUCUUGAUUCAACAACACAAGCUAUACAGUCUUCCACGGCCAACCAACGGCGAAGUUCGCGGCCUCCGAGAGUUCAUCUGCGACAGCGAUAUCCACGGCCACAACAGCGAACAAGAAUGGCUGCAUCAUCCCGAAAACACCAUCUGGAGUCUCAGCGUCGAUGAGAAAGCGAAAUACGAAACAGAUCAGCAACGAGCACGAGCGCACGAACGAGCAAAAGCAACACAGACAGAUCUAGUCAGUCUAUCAGGCCACGUCGCACCCGAUUCCUUCACAAACUUGUUACGCAGCAAGGUCGUCCAACGCUUCCACGUACUUUUCGGUCAUCGAUUACUCCAAGAAGAUGCUGAAUUUGGAGGUCAUAUGUAUAGAGGUGAAGUACUGGAGCGACUUGCAUUCUAUAUCAGCAUUUUGUUCGCAUCUUUGCUUCCUACCGCCAGUAUCAUCGCCCUCUACUAUAUCCCCAUACAGAUCUGGAGAUUGAUCUUUAUCGGACUCUGGUCUGCGACAUUCUCUAUCUGUCUGGCAUUCUUUACGUCGGCCACUCGGAUCGAGAUUUUUAUGGCAUCUGUUGCU
Molecule: messenger RNA, 867 nt
Organism: Aureobasidium namibiae CBS 147.97
Lineage: Eukaryota; Fungi; Ascomycota; Dothideomycetes; Dothideales; Saccotheciaceae
Exons: 2
Source: RefSeq, a predicted model, not a curated record